Molecule: messenger RNA, 1204 nt
Organism: Oldenlandia corymbosa var. corymbosa
Lineage: Eukaryota; Viridiplantae; Streptophyta; Magnoliopsida; Gentianales; Rubiaceae
Source: the annotation of a GenBank genome assembly
CAAUCUCUUAAAAGAGCUUCCUCUCAAGACUCCUUCACUCUUCACCGCCGCAGUUCCAGAGAAGCUCAACCAUGGCCGUCGGUAAGAACAAGAGGAUUUCCAAGGGGAAGAAGGGAGGAAAGAAGAAGGCAGCGGAUCCCUUCGCCAAGAAGGACUGGUAUGAUAUCAAGGCUCCGUCUGUCUUUGGUGUCCGCAACGUCGGCAAGACCCUCGUCACCCGUACCCAGGGUACCAAGAUUGCUUCUGAGGGGCUCAAGCAUCGUGUCUUUGAAGUGUCUCUUGCUGAUCUCCAGGGUGAUGAGGAACAUGCCUUCAGGAAGAUCCGUUUGAGAGCUGAGGAUGUUCAAGGCAAAAAUGUUUUGACAAACUUCUGGGGAAUGGACUUUACUACUGACAAGUUGAGGUCCCUUGUGAGGAAAUGGCAAUCAUUGAUUGAAGCCCAUGUUGAUGUUAAGACAACUGACAGUUUCACCUUGAGGAUGUUCUGCAUUGGCUUCACAAAGAAGCGUUUGAACCAACAAAAGAGGACAUGCUAUGCACAAUCAAGCCAGAUUCGCCAGAUUCGUCGCAAGAUGCGUGAAAUCAUGGUAAACCAGGCCCAGUCAUGUGAUUUGAAGGACUUGGUCCAGAAAUUCAUUCCUGAAUCAAUUGGCCGUGAGAUUGAGAAGGCUACCUCUAGCAUCUACCCACUUCAGAAUGUGUUUAUUAGAAAAGUCAAGAUCUUGAAGGCUCCUAAAUUUGACCUCGGCAAGUUGAUGGAGGUACACGGUGAUUAUUCUGAAGAUGUUGGUGUGAAGUUGGACAGGCCUGCUGAGGAACCAGCUGCUGAACCAACUGAAGUCGUAGGAGCUUGAACAAUAUUGAAUAUCUUUUACUUUUGUUCUAUGCUUAAUUCAGUUUCUGUUGUUAUAUGGACAAGUAGAUUAUGUUACCCUCUUCAUAUUUUCUUGUGUUGCAAAGUUAGGAAGCAAUUUUGCCUUUAACAGAGAGCACAUUGUGGAUUUGGCCCCUAUUAAAUUGAGUUUUGGAUGGUUUUAGCUCAAACUAUGUUGUCUUUAAAUAUAUCUCAACUGUUCCUGAGUAUAUUCUACCUGCUGCUGUUAUUGGGAUUUGGGGUUGAUUCCUUGCAUCAUUUAUAACUAGAAAAUCUUUUUGACUUUCGGGGUGCACUGAUGAUGGAUUUUUUUGUUGCUUUUUUUCCCCC